AUGGCUCAGCCCAAUCUGAAACAACCCAAGAAUCACCACGCCCGUUCUCUGUCCCAGCCCGUUUUCUUCGCGAACCACUGCUUGCCCCCUUUGAGCCCUUUCCCGCCGACCGAAUCCUCCAUCGUCUCGUCUAACUUCUCCAACUCGAGAGAUGUGCCGAUAGAUGACAUGGACGUCAGCUCACGGGGCCCGCCAGCUGUCCCUCGCUAUUUUAUCUUCAGCUCGCCCGACGGCCUUCCCCCUCUCAGGGGGAACCGCCGGUCGAGCAGCGACUGCAGCUCCCUGGAACUUUCUGGAAAUAAUAGCAAGCCGGUCGAGCUGAGGAUGAAGGAAAUGGGCCACAUGAAGUCGGAGGGGGAGGUUGUGGACGAGCUGGUCAACUCGCUGAUGAAUUUGGAUCACGCGGACAAUCCCGGUCUAGGGGAUAAGGCAGGCAGUGAUAUGAUUGGAACUCGGCACCACCGGAGUCUCUCGAUGGAUAGCGGCGUGGGGAGAUUCUGUUCGGCAGAGGAAUUGGGGAAUUUUCAGGCGCCCGAUUGUGGUCGGGCGGGUCAGAUCUCGCCAGGCGGUUCGUUGGGUGGGAAGUUGAGUCGGGUCGGGUUGGAGUUUGGGCGUGGGGAGUUUAGUGAGGCCGAGCUGAAGAAGAUUAUGGCAGACGAGAGGCUAGUGGAGAUUGCAGUUUCGGACCCAAAACGUGUAAAGAGGAUAUUGGCAAAUAGGCAGUCAGCUGCUAGGUCCAAAGAACGGAAGGUGAGGUACAUCUCAGAAUUGGAACAUAAGGUGCAGACGCUGCAAACUGAGGCUACCACACUAUCUGCCCAAGUCACUAUUCUACAGAAAGAAUAUGCUGAGUUAACCAAUCAGAAUAAUGAGUUGAAAUUCCGGGUUCAAGCUAUGGAGCAACAAGCAUGGUAA
Molecule: messenger RNA, 915 nt
Organism: Striga hermonthica
Lineage: Eukaryota; Viridiplantae; Streptophyta; Magnoliopsida; Lamiales; Orobanchaceae
Source: the annotation of a GenBank genome assembly